AUGUCUCCGGCCAGCUCGUUCGCGUCGCUCUGCCGGCGCAGGCUGAUCCACUGCACCACCCGCCUCGGCUGCGACAACCAGCCAGCCACGGCGGCGCAUUUUCUGGCGCUGGAUCGGCGGAGAUCGUUUUCGUCCUCUGGCCUGCGUCGUGGCAUCGGAGGAACCAGGAGCAGCGGCGGCGGCGCAGGUGGCACAGGACGACCUGCUGCAGGUUUCUCCACCUGGGCAAGACUGGCAAUUGGCUCCACUGUUGCUAUCGCGGCGCCGUUCCUGCACUCCAAACCGGCGUCGAUUCUGCGGAUCGGAAAUGAGGUGGAGAUGGUGAAGGACGCCGCCGAGACCGCGGCGGAGGUCGUGGAGGAGGUGGCCACGGCGGCCGAGAGGGUGUCGUCCGAGGUGGCCGGGCAUCUGCCGGAGGACGGCCGGCUGAGACGCGCCGCCGUGGCAGUCGAGCACGCCUCCAAGGAGGUCGCGGAGGAGGCUCAUCUUGCACGAGACAUCAUCCACAAGGUCGAUGAAAUUGAGGAGGACGUCAAGGCAAUUAUCGAACCGAUUAUGGAUCAUGGGAAGCACGAGAGGAAGCAUUUAGAAAAGUAG
Messenger RNA from Triticum turgidum subsp. durum (durum wheat), 597 nucleotides. Lineage: Eukaryota; Viridiplantae; Streptophyta; Magnoliopsida; Poales; Poaceae. The record is from the annotation of a GenBank genome assembly.